Messenger RNA from Quercus lobata, 582 nucleotides. Its product is annotated as Dynein light chain type 1 family protein. The transcript is spliced from 2 exons. Gene Ontology annotation, biological process: microtubule-based process. NCBI's taxonomy places the organism in Eukaryota, Viridiplantae, Streptophyta, Magnoliopsida, Fagales, Fagaceae. Bases 131 to 460 code for a protein of 109 amino acids. Gene Ontology annotation, cellular component: cytoplasmic dynein complex. The record is from RefSeq and is a predicted model, not a curated record. Gene Ontology annotation, molecular function: dynein intermediate chain binding.
ACCACUCUCAUCUUACCCUCAUCCACAAACUAGUCUAAAAAAUUUAGCUUUUUUGCUCUACUUUUCUCCCGAUACCAACAGCAGCUCGAGCGUUUUCCAGAAAACCAAGUAGAUCUCUCAUUUGUUAGCCAUGUUAGAAGGAAAAGCAGUGAUUGGAGAGACUGAUAUGCUCCAAACCAUGCAGCAAGAUGCCCUUGACCUAGCAUCAAAAGCGCUUGACAUUUUCGAUGUUACUGAGGCUACUGAGAUUGCCCGCUUCAUUAAAAAGGAAUUUGAUACGACAUACGGACCUGGGUGGCAAUGCAUUGUAGGGACAGAUUUUGGUUCGUUUGUGACCCAUUGCUCUGGCUGUUUCAUCUAUUUUUGCAUAGGCAGCCUUGCAAUAUUGCUCUUCAAGGGCUCUGCGGCUCCAGAAGCUGAGACGAACCAGUUUGCAGCCUUGGAUGCAGUGAAAGCGUGAUAGUUUUCUUUUCUAUUACUGCUCUUCUUGUUACCAUAUCUAAGUUGUGUAGUCUUGAAAGAUCUUUUACAACCAAAAAAAAAGUUCUGAAGUCAAUUAUCUUUAUUUUCAUAUUUCAAACA